AGGCAGCGGAGAGUGAGCAGAACGCCAUACCAUGAUCUUAUUUACCCGUCUCCUGGCCGUUUCCCUUCUCCUGGUCUCCGGGGCCUUUGCCAAGUUUCAGGAGUUUGACGACAGCGAUGAUGUAGCAGAGUAUGACGACAACGACUUUGCCGAGUUCGAGGACGCUGCGGAUGAGGCGCCCACCCUACGCCCUCCAAGCCAGCAAGUCCCAGAGAAAGAGGACGAAAUUGAGGAUGAUGAUGAAGAGGAGGAGGAGGCGACAGUAGAGCUGGAGGGACAAGAGGAAUUCGAGGAGGAUACAGAAGGACAGGAAAGCGACGCCGACGCUGAACCGUAUGAUGAUGAAGAGUUUGAGAAUUAUGACGACAGGUUGGAUACCGGGACUCCAAACAAGAAUAACGACCCGAUUACCAUCGUGGAUGUUCCUGCUCACCUACAGAACAGCUGGGAGAGCUAUUACAUGGAGAUCCUUAUGGUGACUGGGCUGUUGGCCUACAUCAUGAACUACAUCAUUGGCAAAAACAAAAACAGCCGGCUAGCACAGGCCUGGUUCAACUCUCACAGGGAGCUCCUGGAAAGCAACUUCUCUCUUGUGGGGGAUGAUGGAAUGAAUAAGGAUGCUGUAAGUACAGGAAUGCUGAACCAGGAGAAUGAUCACAUCUAUAAUAUGUGGUGCUCAGGGAGGCUGUGCUGUGAGGGCAUGCUGAUUCAACUCAAGUUUAUUAAGCGCCAGGACUUACUUAAUGUGUUGUCUCGUAUGAUGCGCCCCGUGUGUGAUCAAGUGCAAAUAAAAGUGACAAUGAAUGACGAAGACAUGGACACGUACGUUUUUUCUGUGGGGACUCGGAAAACGCUGAUCAGGUUGCAAAAGGAGAUGCAGGACUUGAGUGAAUUUUGUGGUGACAAACCUAAAUCUGCUGCUAAGAUGGGUCUUCCUGAGUCCAUGGCCGUCCUUGCUGAGAUGGGGGAGGUGACAGACGGUAUUAUGGAUACCAAGAUGGUUCACUAUCUCACAAAUUAUUCCGAUAAAAUAGAGUCCAUCCACUUCUCUGACCAGUUCUCCGGUCCAAAGAUCAUGCAAGAGGAAGGGCAGCCACUAAAACUCCCAGAGACCAAGAAAACUCUUCUGUUUACAUUUAAUGUGCCUGGUUCUGGAAAUGCAUCUGUGAAAGAUAUGGAGGCCCUUCUACCACUGAUGAAUAUGGUGAUUUACAGUAUUGAUAAGGUUAAAAAAUUCCGUCUAAACCGAGAGGGGAAGCAAAAAGCUGACAAGAAUCGUGCCCGAGUCGAAGAAAACUUCCUGAAGAUCACUCACGUACAACGCCAGGAGGCGGCUCAGACCCGCCGUGAAGAGAAGAAGCGGGCAGAGAAAGAACGCAUCAUGAACGAGGAGGAUCCUGAGAAACAACGGCGUCUAGAGGAAGCUGCUCAGCGUCGAGAGCAAAAGAAGAUAGAAAAGAAGCAAAUGAAGAUGAAGCAGAUCAAAGUAAAAGCCAUGUAACUUGUCCAAAUAAUCCCUCCAGUAUCAGGAGAGCAGGUGGAAGCAGCGCACAGUAUAGGAAGGCAACAGAUUUGAUAUCCACACUAAUGUACAGUCUGGAAUCCUUCUUUUCUUGUAUUCUAUAGGUGUCCUCAAUUCUGACACGGGUGCCCUUGUGUCUUCAAUAGCCGUGUAUUGCAACACCUAAUUCCAGGUUGUCUAUUUUACUAUUUUAUAUGCCUGGAAUGGGCUGAAACACAUAUCAGGAAUAAAGUACGGUAAAGGGGAAGUGUUACUGUUGUAGUGAUACACUGACAAUAAUUAUCCGAUGCUCUAAGAUUUACAAUAAAAAUGAAACCCUUCAGUCAGAUCAGAUUCAGUACGGUCACCGAAGCCUAUAAAAUAUCCUGCUGGAGUUAUUUUGGAUGUCAUUUUAUUUUUUUUUUAAAUGGUUUGUUUUAAUCAAGAUAAUUAGCAUAAAGUGUCCACUAAUUCCCCUUUCCUAUUCAGCCAAGAAUGGGUGCAGCUUUAUGCAGCCUGGAAGUUAGAAUUUGAUAGCACACAAGAACAUUAUUAGAUUAUGGGCUUAGAAUGGUUUUUUUUUUUUCUAUUUUGAUAGGAAUGUCCCCCCGGUUCAGAGUUUAUAUAUAAUAUUAGUACUUAAGUUAUCGAAACAUUAUGAAAGAUAUGACCCGUAAAAGGAGUGGUAUUAUUAUUAUUGUAUAUUAUUUACAAGGAGUCUUAAAGGUUGCUUUUCAAGGAGCUGUAGCCAUUGUUAAGAUUGGCUUACUUAAAUGGGUUGUUCACCUUCAAACACUUGUUUCAGAUUGUUCACCAUAAACAAAGACUUUUUCCAAUCACUUUCUAUUUGUGGCCGGUUUUCUGAUAUUGAAGUGUAAAGUUUUAUUUUCACCUUCUAAAGCAGCUCUGGGGGGGGGGGGGUCGGCGACUUUUUAACUGAUCUAAAUUGAUACAUUUAGUUGAUACAUUUGUUAUUUUUGUCCCUGCUGAGCAGAAUCCCUGAGUUUCAUUACAGGCACCUGUUAGACUUGAUACAAUAGUUGCUAAUAUUCCACAGAUGCUGCUGAGAAAUGUAUCAACUAAUUGUACCAAUUAAAUGUAUCAAAUUGUUACAGUUCAGAGUCUUCUUUUUGGAUCACUGAGCUGCCAGACAAACACUAUAGACAGGAACAUUCAACUUUAAACUUACAUUUUGGGAAAAUGGUAAAAAAAA
Messenger RNA from Xenopus laevis (African clawed frog), 2714 nucleotides. RefSeq names its product coiled-coil domain containing 47 S homeolog (gene ccdc47.S). NCBI's taxonomy places the organism in Eukaryota, Metazoa, Chordata, Amphibia, Anura, Pipidae. Gene Ontology annotation, cellular component: rough endoplasmic reticulum membrane; endoplasmic reticulum membrane; endoplasmic reticulum. Gene Ontology annotation, molecular function: calcium ion binding. The record is from RefSeq and is marked provisional. Gene Ontology annotation, biological process: endoplasmic reticulum calcium ion homeostasis; protein folding.